Carya illinoinensis is the source of this 2287-nucleotide messenger RNA. Its product is annotated as glucan endo-1,3-beta-glucosidase 11-like. The transcript has 3 exons. The coding region runs from base 317 to 1558 and encodes 413 amino acids. Lineage: Eukaryota; Viridiplantae; Streptophyta; Magnoliopsida; Fagales; Juglandaceae. The record is from RefSeq and is a predicted model, not a curated record. Gene Ontology annotation, molecular function: hydrolase activity, hydrolyzing O-glycosyl compounds. Gene Ontology annotation, cellular component: plasma membrane. Gene Ontology annotation, biological process: carbohydrate metabolic process.
CUAUCUAGUGGAGAGAGCGCUGAGCACUAUACCUUCACUGCUUCACAUCACUCUCUCUGGCCUCUCUUGCUGCUGUAGCUUUCAAGUUAUUCAGACAGAAUUCGUAGCUGCGACUCAGCAUUUGCUGUCACUUCCACCUUUUACAGCUCCUCUUUUUGAAGAGCUGCAUUUGCAUACUUUUACAGUUGGAUCUCAUAUCUUGAGUAGGAAGCAUUUAUUUCAUCAACCAUCAACAAAAUUUCAUUAUCAUUCUUUAUUUUUUUGCCAAGUUCAUUAUCAUUCAUCUCUUGCUGGAGAGAGAUCCCAAUUAAAACCCAUGGAGUCGGGUGCAUUUCACUUCUGCUCUUCAGUGCUGCUUCUUAUCAUCUCAGGCAUUUUGUUAUUUCCUCUAAUGGUUGCUUCAAUCGGAAUAAACUACGGCCAAAUAGCGAACAAUCUACCUUCACCAGAGGACGUAGUCCCUCUUGUGAAAUCUGUGGGUGCCACUAAGGUGAAGCUGUACGACGCAGAUCCAAAAGUGCUCCAAGCAUUCGCCAACACCGGCGUGGAAUUCAUAGUCGGCUUGGGUAAUGACUACUUGGCGAAGAUGAAGGACCCCGAGAAAGCCGAAGCUUGGGUCAAGACCAACGUCCAGACCUUCCUCCCGGCGACAAACAUCACCUCCAUCUUCGUGGGCAACGAAGUUUUAACCUUCAACGACACCACUCUCACAGGCUCUCUUCUUCCAGCGAUGCAGAGCGUACACACAGCGCUCGUGAAUCUUGGGUUAGACAAACAGGUGGCUGUGACUACCGCUCACUCCUUGGCCAUUCUCGAAACCUCAUACCCACCUUCGGCCGGGGCUUUUCGUCGCGAUCUAACGAGCUGUAUAAACCAACUUUUGAGCUUCCACGCCAAGACGGGCUCGCCAUUCUUGAUCAACGCGUACCCUUUCUUCGCGUACAAGGCGAACCCGAAGCAGGUCCCACUGGACUUCGUUCUCUUCCAGCCGAACUCAGGGAUCGUAGACCCUUCCACGAACCUCCGCUACGACAACAUGCUGAUCGCGCAGAUCGACGCCGUGUACGCCGCUCUAGCUUCGGCUGGUUACAAGAAGCUGCCUGUUCACAUCUCCGAGACGGGUUGGCCCUCGAGAGGGGACGAGGAUGAGGCCGGUGCUACCCCGGAGAACGCAAAGAAGUACAACGGGAACCUCUUUAAGCUUAUGAAGAAAAAGGGGACGCCGAUGAGGCCGAGCUUCAACCUAAAUAUCUACGUCUUUGCUUUGUUCAACGAGAACAUGAAACCCGGACCGACUUCCGAGAGGAAUUACGGGCUGUUCAAGCCGGACGGUACUCCGGCGUACUCGCUAGGAAUUGCCACAAACGAAGGGGUUAGCAACGCUACGAGUUUUGGGGGAUCCACUCCCGAGAGCUCCGGUAUGCCAGACACGACGCCGGAGAGUUCUUCCACCGGUUAUUUGUCCAUUUCCUCUUCUUCUCCGGAGAGAUAUCAUUUGGGAGUUGGCCCAGCAUUCUUUGUCAUCAUGUCUAUGGUGAUUAGAUUGGUACUUUAUUAAUUUUGGAAAAGCAAGUGUUCUAAAUUUGCCAUCGUCUACAAAGCAGAAAAGCAGGAGAGCCGUUAAAACUUUUAAAAAAAAAAAAAAAAAAAAAAAAAAGGCAGUAGAGGGGGAGGGAGAAAAGAAGAGGAAAAGAAGAAUAAAAAGAGGUCAGAGGCAGCUUCGCAGUUUGGAAAAGAACAAAAGGUGUCCAAACAGUCCAAACAGAAAUCCUUUCAUGUUUCUUCACUUGUACGCGACUAAUGUUCUGGGAAUCAUUUAUUUAUUUGUUUAUAUUCAUCCAACCAAAGUUCACCACCCUCCAUAAUAUGUUAAUCCUCAAUGGACCCUACACACUAUGGCAUCUUUUGUCCCCACUUCUACGUUUUCUUUCAAUUGAUCAAUGCUGGUGGUGGUUGUAGUGACAGUGUAGGGUUCCUUGAGGAUUGAAAAUGGAGGAUGAUUAGGUGUUUGUUGGACCCUUUUUAUUAUUUUUCAAACUUUUUAGUUGGCAUUGAACUGUGACUUUCUCUCCCUUUUUACCUUUUUUAUCUUCCGAAUCACAAUUAUUUGUUAGGCAUUAAGUUUGGUAGAUGGAGGAGUUGGACUGUAUUCUAUUCUUUAGUCUUAGGUUAGAUUAUUGAUUUGAUAUAUGUUUGUUUAAUCUCCUUCCUUUUCAUUGCUGUAAGCCUGUGAACAGAGGGAAUUUUAUUAUGCCAUGAUUGAUGAUAAUCUUUCUUCUUUUUUAAA